Messenger RNA from Tinamus guttatus (white-throated tinamou), 1614 nucleotides. Lineage: Eukaryota; Metazoa; Chordata; Aves; Tinamiformes; Tinamidae. The record is from RefSeq and is a predicted model, not a curated record.
AUGGGCCAGGCUGGCAAAGAAGAGAUUGAAGAAGCCACUGAGACGACCAAGAGGGACCGGUCCCACUUGGAGAGCACCCUUAAGCUGAAUGAAGACAAACCUGCUGAUGAUUUCUCAGGAGUAUUGCAGCGGCUGAGGAAGAUCUACCACUCCUCCAUCAAGCCCCUGGAGCAGUCCUACAGAUACAAUGAGCUGAGGCAGCAUGAGAUCACAGCCUACCCUGGACGUACCCUGGGCUCCUCUGCCACAGAUGGGGAGAUCACUUCCAAGCCAAUGGUGCUAUUCCUGGGACCGUGGAGCGUGGGCAAAUCCUCCAUGAUAAACUACCUCCUAGGGCUGGACGACACUCCCUACCAGCUCUACACAGGGGCAGAACCCACCACCUCUGAAUUCACUGUCAUCAUGCAUGGCCCGAAGCUGAGGACCAUUGAAGGCAUCGUGAUGGCUGCUGACAGCGCACGCUCCUUCUCGCCCCUGGAAAAGUUUGGGCAGAAUUUCUUGGAGAAGCUGAUAGGGAUAGAGGUGCCUCACAAACUCCUGGAGCGAGUCACCUUCGUGGACACACCAGGCAUCAUUGAGAACCGCAAGCAGCAAGAACGAGGUUACCCGUUCAAUGAUGUAUGCCAGUGGUUCAUCGACAGAGCUGACCUUAUCUUCGUCGUCUUUGACCCUACGAAGCUGGAUGUGGGCUUGGAGCUGGAGAUGCUGUUUCGCCAGCUGAAGGGCCGCGAGUCUCAGAUCAGAAUCAUUUUGAACAAAGCUGACAGCCUGGCCACCCAGGAGCUCAUGAGAGUCUAUGGUGCCUUGUUUUGGAGCUUGGCUCCUCUGAUCAAUGUCACGGAGCCACCCAGAGUGUACGUUAGUUCCUUCUGGCCCCAUGAGUAUCAGCCAGAAACCCACCAAGAUCUGUUCCUUAAAGAAGAGAUAUCCCUCCUGGAAGAUCUCAACCAGGUGAUUGAGAACAGGAUGGAGAAUAAGAUUGCCUUCAUACGCCAACAUGCCAUCCGGGUGCGCAUCCACGCCCUUUUGGUUGAUCGCUAUCUACAAACCUACAAGGACAAAAUGACCUUCUUUAGUGAUGGAGAACUGGUGUUCAGAGACAUUGUGGAAGAUCCUGACAAGUUCUUUAUCUUUAAGACCAUUCUGGCAAAGACCAAUGUCAGCAAAUUUGACCUCCCCAACCGUGAGGCUUACAAGGACUUCUUUGGCAUCAAUCCCAUCACUAGUUUUAAGCUGCUGUCUCAGCAGUGUUCCUACAUGGGAGGGUGUUUCCUAGAGAAGAUUGAAAAGGCCAUCACCCGUGAGCUUCCUGACCUGUUGGGAAGCCUCGGCUUGGGGAAGAAGCCCAGCAUUCUCUCCUGCGACGUUACUGGCUGUGGCGAAACCCCAAAGAAUCGCUACAGGAAACCGUAACGUGGUCUGUAAUAUAACCAUCCAUGUGUUCCUACUGGUGAAUGAGCUUAUGUCUUAUCUGUCCGAGAAGCCAUGGUUUAUUAACCCUUUGAGAGCCACACUGGCAAAGGCUACUGUACAAUGAGGACUUUGAGUCAUUGACAUCAAUGGCAGGGGAAGUUGGGUGGGCAUAAGAAAGAGAAUAAAAACUGUGAAUUCCUG